AUGGGCUUUCCUAAGAGUUGUUCUUGGAGCUGGAAAAAACUUCUGCAUCUUAGAGAAGUUGCCAAGGAGUUGUUGAGUUUCAAAGUGGGAACGGGCCAUAACAUUUCUCUUUGGUUUGAUGCAUGGCACCUGGAUGGUAGACUGAUUGAUAAUUAUGGUUUUCGGGCUGCUUAUGAUUCUGGCCUUAGUCGGAAUGCUUGUGUCUCCACUGUUCUACACGAAGGUUCCUGGAAUUGGCCCCCUGCUAGAUCAGGUGAUCUGGUGGCUAUUCAGGUUGUAUGGCAUCCCAUGGCUAUUCCUCGACAUGCUUUCAUAUUGUGGCUGGUUUUUAGACAGGCCAUUGCGACUAAGGAGAAAAUGUGUGGCUGGGCAUUUAUGGGGCAUACCUUAUGUAGGUUCUGUUUUCAUGUGCAAGAAUCGAUUGAUCAUCUUUUUUUCCAAUGUGGCUUUAGUCGCCAUAUUUGGCGAAACCUUAUGGCGGAUUGCUCAAGUCCUAGUCCUAUUGUUAGCUGGGAUGAUAUUGUGUUGUGGGCUUGUAGUCUUAAGGGUAAGGGGCUGCACACCACUCUUUGUAAGCUUGGUUUGGCUGCAGCUGUUUAUCACAUUUGGAGGUUGCAAAAUGAGUUUUGUUUUGGAAAUUCCCCCUUGACAGAGGAAGCCUUGGUUGCUCGGAUCAAAUGGGAUGUUAGGACUAAGGUGUUGACCCGAAAAUUCAAGAGAUCUCCUCUUGAUAGGCAGCUUUCGGCUUUAUGGAUGUUAUAG
This is a messenger RNA of Alnus glutinosa, 762 nucleotides long. RefSeq lists its product as uncharacterized. NCBI's taxonomy places the organism in Eukaryota, Viridiplantae, Streptophyta, Magnoliopsida, Fagales, Betulaceae. The transcript has 3 exons. The record is from RefSeq and is a predicted model, not a curated record. The coding region runs from base 1 to 762 and encodes 253 amino acids.